Molecule: messenger RNA, 8717 nt
Organism: Syngnathoides biaculeatus (alligator pipefish)
Lineage: Eukaryota; Metazoa; Chordata; Actinopteri; Syngnathiformes; Syngnathidae
Gene: scrib
Product: scribble planar cell polarity protein
Exons: 45
Coding region: 766-6648 (1960 amino acids)
Biological process (GO): neurotransmitter receptor transport postsynaptic membrane to endosome; neurotransmitter receptor transport, endosome to postsynaptic membrane
Cellular component (GO): adherens junction; postsynaptic membrane; postsynaptic density
Molecular function (GO): protein binding
Source: RefSeq, a predicted model, not a curated record
ACGUAGCCCAGCCCCCUCCGUGCGCCUGACCGGCCAGGCAGAGGCUCAACAGAAGCGGGGAAGAACCUCUGGGCGCCCGUGUUCGGAGAAAAGCUUUUACAAUCACUGCGGGGCAUCUCCCCCCCCCCUUCCCCCCACACCUAAAAGAAAAAUUCGACACGUUGACUUUUUAUUUUUUACACGGAAGUAAGCAGCGGCUUCUUUUUUUUUUCAUCACAUCUCCUGCGGUACUUGUGGAAGCUAACGGCGGCUAUUGGCAAGGCACAAUAGACGCUAGCUACGGAUGCUAACCGUAACUAGCUCGCUAUCAAUACAACCCGGCGAGGGGGACACUCGGUACCCCGAUGGACGCCGUGUUGAAGCGCCCUUGACUUGUUCGGCUCCACCUCGACCUUCCGGCGGCGGUGGCUCUCUCGACACCGCCUGACAAGUGUUUUUUUUUUUUUUUUUUUCCGGGGGGCUGAGACACCAGGAUGGUGGCGGUGGUAGCUAACUUCGAGGCAAACAGUCCGACCCGAGUGAGACCAUAACUGUCUUUUUUAUGUCUUUUUCAUGUCAACAACAGAAGGAAGGCGCUAAUAUUCCUCCUGACAUUGGCCGGGGGAUUAUUUUUUAAUUGGAUUCCGGCCUGCUGGUUGCGAGAGCGAAGCAACCCCCCGCCCCCCCCCUCCUCUAAACAUCCAGCCGCACUUAACCACGCUUCGUCCUCCGAUGCGGAGCCUCCAGUGACACCCGCCCGGGGGACCCUCUCCCUCCCUCCCCGACAUGCUCAAGUGUAUCCCGCUGUGGCGAUGCAACCGCCACGUCGAGUCGGUGGACAAGCGGCACUGCAAUCUGCAGGCGGUCCCGGACGAGGUCUUCCGUUACAGCCGCAGCCUGGAGGAGCUCCUGCUGGACGCCAACCAACUCAAAGAGCUGCCCAAGCCUUUCUUCAGACUAUUGAACCUCCGGAAACUGGGCCUGAGCGACAACGAGAUCCAGAGACUGCCCCCUGAGGUUGCCAACUUCAUGCAGCUGGUGGAGCUGGACAUAUCCAGAAAUGACAUUCCCGAGAUCCCCGAGAGCAUUAAGUUCUGCCGGUCUUUGGAGAUCGCCGACUUCAGCGGAAACCCCCUCUCCAGAUUGCCGGAUGGUUUCACUCAGCUGCGAGCGCUGGCUCACUUGGCGCUGAACGAGGUGUCGUUGCAGACUCUGCCCAGUGACAUCGGAAAUCUGGCCAACCUGGUGACGCUGGAGCUGAGGGAGAACCUGCUCAAGUGUCUGCCCACGUCGCUUUCCUUCCUGGUGAAACUUGAACAGCUGGACCUGGGCAGCAACGAACUGGAAGAGUUGCCGGACACACUUGGCGCACUACCCAAUCUGAGGGAGCUCUGGCUGGACCGGAACCAGUUAUCCUCGUUACCAUCGGAGCUUGGGAACCUCCGGAGACUGGUGUGCCUGGACGUGUCGGAGAAUCGCCUGGAGGAGCUGCCCUCCGAGCUGGACGGCCUCUCGGCCCUCACCGACCUGCUGCUCACGCAGAACCUGCUGGAGGUGGUUCCGGACAGCAUAGGUUGUCUGAAGCAGCUGUCGAUCCUCAAGGUGGACCAAAACAGACUUACUCACAUGACAGACUCCAUCGGGGAGUGCGAAAACCUGACGGAGCUCGUCCUGACAGAGAACCUCCUCCAGACGCUUCCUCGCUCGCUGGGCAAGCUGAAGAAACUGACCAACUUGAAUGUGGACCGCAACCGCCUGGGCGCCGUGCCCAAGGAGCUGGGCGGCUGCGCCAGCCUCAACGUGCUCUCGCUGCGCGACAACCGGGUGGCCAGGCUGCCCGGUGAGCUCGCCGACGCCACAGAGCUGCACGUGCUGGAUGUGGCCGGGAACAGAUUACAAAACCUGCCUUUUGCCUUGACGAACCUCAAUCUGAAGGCCAUGUGGCUGGCGGAAAACCAGUCGCAGCCCAUGCUCAAGUUCCAAACCGAGGAUGACGAGCGCACGGGGGAGAAAGUGUUGACCUGCUACCUGCUGCCUCAGCAGCCUUCCCCCAGCCUAGAGAACCUGUUGCAAAACAGCGUCGACGAUAGCUGGACGGACAGCAACCUGAACCGAGUGUCGGUCAUUCAGUUCCAGGAAGAGACCAAGACCGAGGACGAGGACGACGAGGCUGCGGCCGAGCGCAGGGGCCUUCAGCGUCGAGCCACACCUCAUCCCAGCGAGCUGAAGGUGAUGAAAAAGGGGAUCGAGGACAGGCGGAAUGAAGCGUUCGUGCCCAGGCCCGAAAGAGAAGACCAAUCCUCCGAUGUGCAGGAGAAACGGCUCAGCGACCUUUCCAACCAGAGCCACGACUCGCAGGUGUCCGACAGCACGCUGUCGGCCGUCUCCCACGAGGAGCGGCGAGAGCUCGCCUUGCCCACCCAGAGGGAGGACCUCGUGGACGGGCACGAGGAGGAGGACCUGGAUGAGAUGGAGGUGGAGUACAUUGAGCCCACCGUGCACUUUGCCGAGGAGCCCAUCAUCCGCGGCGCGGACGACGACGUCGAGGAAGACGGCGAGCGGAGCGACGAGGACGACGAUGACAACGACAGGGCCCCCUUCCCCGCCGAGAAGCAGCGCCUCAUCCGCAAGGACACGCCGCACUUCAAGAAGCACUUCAAGAUCACCAAGUUGCCCCAACCCGAGACGGUGGCAGCCCUGCUCCAGGGCUUCAACCCCGACGGCCUGGGCUCGCCCACGCGGGCCACCGAGGACGGGCACGAGGAGGACGAGGAAGACGAGGGCGUCGGCACGCCUCGGCUACGCCGCAGGGUGGAGGCGUCGGAGCUGGAAGACAGCCGUUACCACGUCAACUCCAGUCAAGUCAAGGGGGUGUCAUUUGAUCAAGUCAAUAAUCUGCUGAUUGAACCUGCUCGAAUUGAGGAGGAAGAGCACACCUUAACCAUCCUGCGGCAGACGGGCGGCCUCGGCAUCAGCAUCGCCGGCGGGAAAGGCUCCACGCCGUACAAGGGGGACGACGAGGGUAUCUUCAUAUCCAGAGUUUCUGAGGAGGGGCCUGCCGCCAGAGCGGGAGUUAAAGUAGGAGACAAACUGCUGGAGGUGAACGGCGUGGAGCUCCACGCGGCCGAGCACCACGCGGCCGUGGAGGCCCUGCGCAGCUCGGGGGCCGCCGUCUCCAUGACGGUGCUGCGCGAGCGCAUGGUGGAGCCGGAGAACGCCAUCACCACAACGCCGCUCAGGCCCGAGGACGACUACUUCCCGCGGGAGAGGCGCAGCAGCAGCGGGCUGGCCUUCAGCUUGGAGGGCGGCCACGCCCAGGGGGCCGGGUUGGGACCCCUGCAGCGCCUCUCCACCUGCCUGGUGCGCAACGACAGGGGGCUGGGCUUCAGCAUCGCCGGGGGAAAGGGAUCCACGCCGUACCGGACCGGGGACACGGGGAUCUACAUCUCUCGCAUUGCAGAGGGGGGAGCAGCCCACCGAGACAGCACGCUACGCGUAGGCGACCGGGUCAUCUCUAUCAAUGGUGUAGACAUGACAGAGGCCAGACAUGACCAGGCAGUAGCGCUCCUUACCGGCACCUCGCCCACUAUCGCCCUACUGGUCGAACGAGACCCCAACGCCCCCCGCUCCCCGGGCCUCUCCCGGCAGCGGGCCCACUCCCCGCCGCCGCCGGAGCCCUCGGACUCCCCGGACCAGGACGAAGAGGGCUCGCAGGGCAACCACUUGGGCCGGAUGGAGGAUGAAUACCCCAUUGAGGAAGUGACGCUGGUCAAGUCGGGCGGGCCCCUCGGUCUGAGCAUCGUGGGGGGCAGCGAUCACGCCAGCCACCCCUUCGGCAUCAAUGAACCCGGGGUCUUCAUCUCGAAGGUGAUCCCUCACGGUUUGGCGUGCGAAAGCGGAUUGCGCGUGGGCGACCGGAUCCUGGAGGUGAACGCCAUCGACCUGCGCCACGCCACGCACCAGGAGGCCGUGCGGGCGCUGCUGGCCAACAAGCAGGAAAUCCGGAUGCUGGUGCGCAGGGAUCCGUCCCCGCCCGGGAUGCAGGAAGUUAUGAUCCACAAGCAGCCGGGGGAGAAAUUGGGAAUCAGUAUACGAGGAGGUGCGAAAGGCCACGCGGGAAAUCCUUUUGACUCCACUGAUGAGGGCAUCUUCAUAUCCAAGGUGAGCUCAAGCGGCGCGGCCGCCCGGGACAGCCGGCUGCAGGUGGGCAUGCGCAUCCUGGAGGUGAACAACCACAGCCUGCUGGGCAUGACCCACACGGAGGCCGUGCGGGUGCUGCGGGCCGUGGGCGACUCCCUGGUCAUGCUGGUGUGCGACGGCUUCGACCCGCGCAAAGUGCCCGCCGCGGAGGCGUCUCCCGGCAUCAUCGCCAACCCUUUUGCGUCAGGCAUCGUCCGUAAGAACAGUAUGGAGAGUAUCUCUUCUAUAGACCGAGACCUGAGCCCCGAGGAGAUGGACAUCAUGCAAAAGGAGUCUGAGAUGGUGAGGGAGACGUCCCAGUGGGAGAAGGAAGAGAUGGAGAAAGUGGAGCGUAUGCGCUUGGAGCGAGAGGAGGCAACUCGCCUGCUUGAAGAGGAGACCGAGAACAUCGGCACCGGACCUUUAAAGUUGGACUACAAAACCUUGGCGGCGUUGCCCACCACCAGUCUGCAGAAGAUCAACCGGUUCUCUCCUCCUCUAAGUCCGACCGCCCCCAUGGAGGCCCCCCUGCCGCCCCAGAACAGCGCCCCUUUAGAGCCUCUGGGCUUCAUCUUAAGCCACCCCUCGGACCCCCACGUGGACCCGCCGUCCUCCCCCAGUCCGCUGUCCUCCAAAGAAGACAGCGUCUGCUCGACGACGACUCUGAAUUCUGCAGAGCCAGACGAGGAGUCUCUGGUGGAUUCGCAGCCCAUUUGCUUCAAGGAGAACCCCUUUUUAGUAGCCAACCGCAAAGGCAAGGGUCUUCCGCCCGGCCAGCAGAUCCUGUCGGGACCACCGGUGGGCUACGGCAAACGGGGCCAACUUCAGCCUUGGUUGUUCAGCAAGACCCCUUCGUCUGAUUACGCCAGGACCGAGAGUCCAAUCAGAGAGGCGCCCUACUCCCCGACCAUCCAGCCGGCAAGCAUUCAUUUCACUUCCACCCCCAACACCAGGGACCACACAUCAUCCUCCACCCGACCGGGCGCCAUCCUCCCCGUCGGACGCGUGCGGCCGAGCGGCUCCCCGGCCACCCCGGACGGCCUCAGCCCCAGCCCCUUCCAGCAUGGCCCCUCUCCCUUCAACUCUCAGACCUCUCCUCGCGACUCCUCCCCCUCCUCGCCCUACGAGUUCCCCAUGAACGCCAAGCAGGCGUACAAGGCUUUUGCCGCCGUGCCCCGCUCGCUGGCGGCGCAGGAGCCGGAGCAGGACUCGUACGGUGUGAGGAACAAUUUCCACGCCAAGCAGCUUUCUCCAGAGCCCGAGUUGAACAACGAGGUGUUUGACGACGACGCGGACGGUCAGGGGGGGGCCGCGGGGGUGAAAGUCGCGUCCCGCUCCGCCCUCUCGCCCGACCGCUUGGAGUACAUGAAUAUGGCGGCCGUGCCUCGCCUCUCCAGGCCGUCCCUGGACACGCAGAGCCCGUCGCCCGGCACCAAGGAGAGCCCCGAGCAGCGCUCCUUCCGGGACCGGCAGAAAUACUUUGAGAUCGACGUCAAGCAGCAGACGCCCGACAAGCCAAAGCCUCGCGUCUCGCUGGUCGGCGAGGACGACCUCAAGAAGAUGAGGGAGGAGGAAGAGCGUAAAUUUGAGCAGAGAGCGCGGGAGUACCUGCUGGACGAAGAGGACGAGGAUGACGAGGAGGACCUGGCCAAGCACGUGGCGCAGAUGAAGGUGACCGGCAAGGUGCUGCUGGACGGAGUGGAGUACGACGUGGAGCCCGUGGCCGUGCCGUCGCGGCCCUGCGCCACGCCGCCCGGCUACUGCGGGAGUUCAGGACCCUCGUCGGUGGACGGGAAAGGAGACACACCAAGGAAUUCGUUGGAUGGCAGCUUCAGACUGGAGCAGCGGCCCAACUCCAUGACUGGUUUGAUCCCCGCGUACGCCGGCGACUCCGCGGCCCCCAUCCGCACGGCCAAAGCCGAGAGGCGGCACCAGGAGAGGCUCCGCAUGCAGAGCCCGGAGCUGGCCGUGGCCCCGGAGAAGGACCUCUCCCCCGCCGAGAAGCGAGCCCUGGAGGCCGAGAAGAGAGCCAUGUGGAGAGCGGCACGGAUGAAGUCUCUGGAACAGGAUGCGCUCAAAGCCCAGAUGGUCAUCGCCAAGUCCCGGGACGGGAAGAAGCGCGGGACGCUGGACCAGCUGGCGGAGUCGCCCUCGCCCGCGCCCACCCCCUCGCCCACCCCCAUGGAAGAGCUCAUCAGUCCUCGAGGACUAACUUCCCCCGGCAGACUGUCCCUGUCGUCAAAGAGGUUUGACUACCGCCAGUUUGCCGCCAUUCCCUCUUCCAAACCGGUAUACGACAUCCAGUCUCCUGACGCGGCAGACGACGUGCAGUUCAUCGACGACGGCCCGCAGCAUCCGGGUCCCGGCGCCGGCCCGGAGGCCGAGGUCCCCGUGCCCGCCACCUCGGCCCUCGAGGAGAUGGCGCUGUACAGCAACAAGCGCAAGCUGCGACAAGGGCGCCGCAGCCUGGAGGCGGCCGUGCCCACGUAACACCUCACAUAAACACUACACAAGAAGAAGAGUCCACUUUUAAAGAGACCGGGAAAGCGCUGCCUCAUAUCCAGCCUUGCCUUCAGUCGCCAUUGAGACCGCGCUCCACCCCCCACCCCGCCUGGCUAACGUUUUUACAUCAGUCUUUAUCUUUCUUGCUCGAUUUUAUUUUCUUAACCUCCCAAAGACAAAAAAAAAAAAAAAAGUCCUAGUUGUAACAUAUGGGGAAAAAAAUUAUUUGACUAGAUUGUAAAAUGUUGUUUUUGGAAUGUAAAUAAUAGUGAGACGACAUCCUGCUACCUUCACAAAUGCCGACGUAAUGCCGAGAGCAUCAUUGAAAAAACAAAAAAAAAACAUAACAUAUCAUCCGGCAUUGUUGCACUGCAACGCUGUUUUUAAUCAUUUUACACCCAGAUUUUAUUUUUGGCCAAUGAACGCGGGAAAUCGAUACGUGCAUAUUUACACUGCUCACUAAAAGUCAGGGAUAUUGGACUUUUGGGUGAAAUUAAUAGAUUUUUACAUUAAAUACUAUUUUUAAAAAUACUUUGCUCUCCACGUGGCACCAUGUUUUUUUUUUUUUUUAAUUUAAAAAAAUGGUAGGAGAAAACUGCAGGUGAUGAUGUGCAAAUAUGCGAUAUUCCAAUAGUCCACUGGAAUCUGUUGCAUAUAACUCAUAACUCAUAUAACCAAACCAUAAUUAUUCAGAAAAUAGAAAAAAAAAGUUUUUUUUUUUUUUACCAACAUUGAAGAUACAACACUUUUGAUUGGUUUAUAAUUUGUAAACAACCCCGCAUGAACAUUGACAGUCGAAUCAAUUUGUGAAAAAAAUAUGAAAUCGACCCAAUUUGGAGAGUGACUGUAUUUAAUAUUGUAAUCAAGUGUCACAGUAUGUGAGUUUUAAGAUGAACAUUGUGGUUAAAAAUACUUUAACAUACUGCUUAAAAUUGAAUGUAUUGCACAGAAAAUAUUAAAUACAAUUGUACCUAUAGAAAAUUAAUUGUUAAACUAGAUUUCUUCAAAGAUAAAUACCACUGAAUUGUACUUAGGCAGUGAUUCCUUUGCCUACCACUAGAGGGAACCAUACUUCUGAGAAUCACUGCACAGAAUCUUAAUUUGUUGUUUUUUUAAGCUUUUGAAUGUCCAACUGAGAGCCACAGAAAUGGACCACAUUGGGAACUUUAAUGGCUCAAACACCAGUUGGGAAUUUUGCCUUUUAAAGCCUAAUAUCCUGAACUUUACUAUGUAGUCGUAUGGGAGACACGAACGGUACUUGCCCUCCAUUGAGAGAAAUUCUUUUUAAUGUUCUGAUCAUCAUAACUUGUGUUCCGGCGUGACGUGAAGGUAGCGGAUGCUUUAUUUUUCUGCCCGACGGGGGCUAAUUUAAUCUGACGACACUGAGAGAUCAUUUUUCUUAUCAUGGUGUGUAUAAUGUACAAAUACGAACGCGAGGGAGCUAGUGAAAACUGAGCCAAUGUGUUGACCAAGUGAGCGUCUGGGUUUGGACAGCACGUGUCACCUUUUUUUGGUUUUUUUUUUCAUCAUUUUUAAUGGGAGCUUUUCGAUUAUCAAAACGAAUGAAAACCUCUCAGAAUAUAAUAUCAUUUUCUUUAUCGCAGACAUUUUUUUGGGGGGCUAAUCGCAGUAUAGUUUAAUUUAAAGUUUUAGGUGUUCUAAUUGUAGUGGUUCAAGUCACGUUCAAGUUUCCUCACAGCUCUUAUUACACUUCACCGAGUUUUUGCAUAUUUUCUAACAUAUUUCAUUUUUUCUGACUUAACAAACAUGUCAGUUCCAUUUGAGCUUCCAUAGUCUGAGCGAAACCACAAGAGAAACUUAAUUUAAUUCAAAUGUUGUAGACUUCAUAACAUUUAUGUUGUACUUCCAUUUAUUUCAUUUGUCGAACUGGGAGAACGAACGUGGGGGGGUCUCUCGUCUGUCCAGACCCAGCUGACAGGUUCCAUUGCACGGGGCUAAAAAAUGUUGACAAGAAUCCAAAGUGCUCUCUGCUAUUCCUCUCUGUAAAGACACACAAAUCAUUGGUUUAAUUUUUAUAAAUAAACGUUUGAAAGUCA